Molecule: messenger RNA, 2829 nt
Organism: Saccoglossus kowalevskii
Lineage: Eukaryota; Metazoa; Hemichordata; Enteropneusta; Harrimaniidae
Biological process (GO): signal transduction
Molecular function (GO): protein binding
Source: RefSeq, a predicted model, not a curated record
AUGGAGUACUGUGGCAAUCCCAUGGAGUACUGUGGCAAUCCCAUGGAGUACUGUGGCAAUCCCAUGGAGUACUGUGGUAAUCCCAUGGAGUACUGUGGCCAUCCCAUGGAGUACUGUGGCAAUCCCAUGGAGUACUGUGGCAAUCCCAUGGAGUACUGUGGCAAUCCCAUGGAGUACUGUGGCAAUCCCAUGGAGUACUGUUGUAAUCCCAUGGAGUACUGUGGCAAUUCCAUGGAGAACUGUGGCAAUCCCAUGGAGUACUGUGGCAAUCCCAUGGAGUACUGUGGCAAUCCCAUGGAGUACCGUGGUAAUCCCAUUGAGUACUGUGGCAAUCCCAUGGAGUACUGUUGUAAUCCCAUGGAGUACUGUGGUAAUCCCAUGGAGUACUGUGGUAAUCUCAUGGAGUACUGUGAUUCAAAUAAAUUGUUGCCGUAUUUCAAGUUCUUAGUAGCAGAUUUUAAUGAUUCCUUGGUAUCAUCUGCAUCUUUACCAUGUCUUGCCAUUCUAUCUGACCACUAUCCUGACAUGUUUUGUGAAUUCAUCGAUAAGCUGAGUAUGAUAGUUGAGAGACAGCCAUAUCAUGUCCAUUAUGUUGAUAAAAUAUUCACAAAUGUAGCAAAUCUCAAUGAGAAAGAAGCUCGGAGAAUACUCACAAAUUGUUUGGUUCAAUUCAAAGCGGUGGAUGAGAGUUAUUAUCCUGCUGUAUUCACAUGUAUCAAAGAAAUUGGUGUCAAGUAUCCUAAGGUCCUAACCAACUACAGUAGUGCAAUACAAGCAUUAGGAUCCACCAAUGGAACUCAAAACUAUGUACAAUGUCUGUUAAAUUUCUUGGAUGGAACAAGUUCAGAACCUGAUUUUUACAAAAUCAAAGAGAGGAGUCAGCCAAACUCUGCUGUUUCCAGGAUAAAACAUCAAAGUCCUGAAACACGGCAGAGUCAUGAAGUGAAUAACAAACCAAUAAUCAUAAAGAAAACUGUCCCAGUAAAUCCUCAAAAAGUACAAUCAAAAGUCAAUAAACCAGAAAAAACAAAUAAGGGUGUGACAACAGCUCCUGAAUGGUGCAAUAAAUUAAGCAGUCUGCUGAAUAAACCUAGUGACAGUGACUGGCGGUUUCUUGCUGUGUAUCUGGGCUAUGCCAGUGAUAACAUAAAACUAUUGUCAGAGAUGGAUAAUCCCAGUUUGUGCCUAUUUAAUGAUUGGUACACAUCACAUAAAGGAAGGGAAGCAACAUAUGCAGUAUACAAAGCAUUACAGGUUAUAGGUAGAAAUGAUUGCAUGCAGACAAUAGACAGCUCUAUUCCACCAAAAGAUCCACUCAUUCCUGAAAACGAGAAGCUCAUAGAUAUUUGCAUCAGUUACCAUACAGACGACCAAGUUGAUGCGAAUGUCUUGAAGUUUCAUCUAGAAUUGGCAGGCUUUCAAUGUUGGAUGUUUACAGGAACAACUUUACAUCUUGAUACAUUGUAUCAUGUAGUAGAUGAAGCAAUGAGAUCAGCUGAUGUUGUCCUGUGCAUGUGUAGCAGAGUAUAUGUCAAUUCUAGGACAUGUUGUAAACAGGCCAAUUUAGCUCAGCAACUCAACAAGCCCAUCAUUCCUGUCAUCAUUGGUCCGUUGUCAUGGCCACCACCAGGACCAAUGUCUGCCAUCUACUGUCAGUUUCCCUGUGUGCAAUUAUAUGAGUUCAGUGCCAACAACCAAAGUGGAAGAAAAUACUGGCCACACUCAAAUUUUGUGGACUUAUUAGCAAAGAUUUGUUAUCACACUUCUCCAAAUGUGGAUAAAAUAACAAAAGAAGAGUAUAGAAACUGGAUACACAAUAUAGAAAGCUUUCCAGAAAAUAGUGAAAAAACUAGUAAUGCUGAUGUGUUUAUAUCAUAUGAGUGGAGCCAAAUAGAAGAAGCCAUGGUGUUAUACUCAGUACUUAUUAAAUUUGGUUUUACAUGUUGGUUAGAUGUUCUUAAUCUUGGUGCUAAACCUAUCAUCAAUAAAGUGGAUAGAGUUAUCAGAGUUGCCAAGGUGAUGAUAUGCCUUCUUACACCGCAGUAUGCACAAUCUACCAAUUGCUGCCGAGAAGUGACACUUGCCACCGUACUGAAAUUACCCAUCAUACCUUUGGUGAUGGAGAAGAUGUUCUGGCCACCUAGGGGGCCUGCUUCUACGACAUUUACACAGUUACCUUACAUAGACUUUACACUGGAAGAAAGUGAGCUGUUUUAUAGAGGGAAGAAGCUACAGGAACUUUACAAUCAUUUAAAAGAAAUUGUUCCGUCCAAAGUCGUUGAGAGAUGUCACGAGUUUUUAUUUACAUCAGAGACAGAAUUUUGUGAUUUUUCAUCAGGUGAGGUAUUAGAUGAUUUUGAGAGCACAGAUGACAUUGCAGAAUGUGGGUCUGCCAAUGAAGAAGAUAUUGGUGAAUCAGGUGUUAAUAAUGUAGCAAUUGGUAUUGUGAAUGAUAGUGUAGGUGGAAAAAGAACUGAAACAAACAAUCAUGAUGUUCAAAUAGAUUUAAAAAAUGGGACAAAUCAAGAUGAAAGAAUGUUGACAGUUAGUGAUGAAAACAUGGUGCAAAAUAAAAGUGUGAUGAAACAGUCACAAGAAGAAAAUAAUUUGAAGGAAAGAAAAGUGUCAAAUGGUUUGAAUUAUAUGAAUAAUGAAAACACUAAUCAUUAUACAAGUGAUACCCCACAGAUUCUGACUUUGGAAAUCACCAACAAAGAAGAAAUUACAAAGCCAGUUUUACAUCAAGAGCUUGUUGAAACUGAUAUAUCAGAAAUACCUUUGAAGGAUAUGGAUGAUGGCAAAAAAUCAGCUGUUUGUGUAUUACUUUAA